GUAGCAUGUAAGGCUAGUUAGCAGCCCCGCAUAUUUAAAAACACGUUAACUUUCUUUGAUGGUUCAAUUCUGAACAAAUAUUAAAUAGUUAAAUACAUCCAUUUUAUUAUUUUAUAGGGGACAGAUGAGCAGUUUGUGUUGUGUUCUUUGAUCAGAAGUUGUGUUUUAGAUCAAUCCAUGGUCAGUACGUCUCAUAGGUCAAGGUCUUUUCUGCAUUAGGAAUGGAGCGGCACAGAUCCCGCAGCCCCACUACCAGCUCCCACCACCACUAUUCAUCAAACAGACAGGGAGGAGAUAACAGAAGACGAAACCACUGUGACAGUGCACAAUUCAGACCCUCAAAUCACCACCUGCAUCAGUCCAGUGCAACCCCAAGGCAAACCCCACCAAGGUCCCAGACCUUAAGCACAAGAAGGGAAGUGUAUGAGAGAGACUUUCCAUUGUACAAGCAGCCUGUGGAAGUAGGCUGUUUCUCCCUAGACUCUCAGCGUAGGUUUUUCAACGACAGCAGGCAGAUGAGAUACUACGUGGAACCUGAACGAAGUCCCAAUUUUGAUCUGAGGGAUGGGUACAGGGAACGAUAUGUGAAGAGGGACGAAAAUGUCAAGGAGAAGCUGGAUCACAUUCUGCGGUGGAUCGUAGCCAACAGGUCAAAGCUGAAAUCCAAGCUGAGCACAAAUGCCUCAUGCCCUCUAGACUUUGACUUUGUGACCUGGCGGGGCCACCUGACCAAGCUGCUCACUACGCCGUACGAGACCAGAGAGGGCUGGUUGCUGGCGGUGACCAAGUUUAACGGCACGCUCUACAUCAGCGAGGUGGAGACCGAAGCUGCUUGCAGGGAACGAGAAAACUGCCCAGAGAGGAACAAGGAGAUGAUGUACUGGGGAUACAAGUUUGAACAAUACAUGUGUGCAGACGAUACAAACGGUGAGCCUGACCCCAGCGGAGUGGUCAACACCAACGAGGCCUUCUGCACCGUGGUCCAGACCCGGCUCACGGAUCACAAACUUCUGUUCUCUGGUGAGGUGGAUUGUCGGGACCCAGAUCCUGGUGCUCCACCUCCUCCUGCCUGCUACGUGGAGCUGAAGACCUCUGCAGAGAUCUGCACUCCCAAGCAGCGCAGCAACUUCCACAGGUUUAAGCUGUUGAAAUGGUGGGCCCAGUCUUUUCUCCCUGGGGUCCCUCGGGUGGUUGCAGGUUUCAGGGAUCAUGAAGGGACCGUCGUCUCUGUGGAGACUUUUCAGAUCUCCAAGAUUUCACAAGUCAUCAAGAACGAAUAUAACUGCUGGAAGCCAACAGUGUGCAUGAACUUCUGCUGUGACUUCCUGUCUUUUGUGAAGCGUGAAGCUACUGAGGACAAUCCUAGUGUGGUGUACUUAUUUUCCUGGGAGCCACACAACGAUGUGACCUACUCAGUCCACCGGGACUCCCAAUAUUCCUUCCUGCCCGACUGGUAUAUUAAGGAAAUGACCAUGUCUCCAGAAUAACAACAGCCAUCCUCUUCCAGG
Gambusia affinis (western mosquitofish) is the source of this 1508-nucleotide messenger RNA. RefSeq names its product decapping exoribonuclease (gene dxo). The transcript has 7 exons. The record is from RefSeq and is a predicted model, not a curated record. Gene Ontology annotation, cellular component: cytosol; nucleus. Gene Ontology annotation, molecular function: mRNA 5'-diphosphatase activity. The coding region runs from base 222 to 1487 and encodes 421 amino acids. Gene Ontology annotation, biological process: nuclear-transcribed mRNA catabolic process; NAD-cap decapping. Lineage: Eukaryota; Metazoa; Chordata; Actinopteri; Cyprinodontiformes; Poeciliidae.